This is a messenger RNA of Asparagus officinalis (garden asparagus), 736 nucleotides long. RefSeq lists its product as uncharacterized. The coding region runs from base 1 to 729 and encodes 242 amino acids. NCBI's taxonomy places the organism in Eukaryota, Viridiplantae, Streptophyta, Magnoliopsida, Asparagales, Asparagaceae. The record is from RefSeq and is a predicted model, not a curated record. The transcript is spliced from 3 exons.
AUGAAUGGAUUACGUGAUCGGUACAUGAAGCAAGCCCCAAAAGAAGUUCCCGAGGAGAUUGCAAACAACUCAAAUUAUUUUCCGUACUUUAAGGUAAGGUCGUGGAAUUUUACUUAUGUCUUGGCUGGCUGGGAGGGGGCAGCAAAUGAUUAUAGGGUAUUACAAGACGCCCUGUCUAGGCCACAGCCUUACGGGCUCCGAGUUUACGAUGGUAAAUAUUACCUAUGUGACGCUGGAUACACCACAAUGCCAGGUUUCAUAUCCCCGUAUCGCGGUGUCCGAUAUCAUUUAAAAGAGCACACCGGUAGGACACCAAAGAAUAGGAAGGAGUUGUUCAAUUUAAGGCAUUCAUCUUUAAGAUCAAAAAUUGAGUGCACAUUUGGGAUACUGAAGAAUCGGUUUAAAAUUCUUGCGGGGAAGCCGAAUUAUCCAUUUCCCACUCAAGUGGACAUUGUACUAGCGUGUACUGUGUUGCACAACUUUAUUGCCUUGGAGGAUCCGGAUGAUGAUAUUUUAAAUGAAAAUGUUGAAAUUGAUGAAGAUACUGGGGAAGAGACAAAUGAGGACGAUUCAAAUGUGAUGGACUAUACUCAAAGUAGGUCACAAAGAGAGGAUCGAGAUGUUAGAAAUGAAUGGAAGGAGUUACGAGAUCAAAUUGCUUGGGCGAUGUGGGUGGAUUAUUGUGCAAAGUACAAUGGUGGUAACACAAUGGAGAGCGGUUUAACUUAGUGUGGUA